UCAGUAUUUUCGUGGUCGUCACUCACAUUGGCCUGUGUUCGUCUGUCUGUCGACCAUGCGCUCUCACAAUCAUAGUGAGCCAAGCCCCCGCGACGACUCCAUGUCGACUCGAGACACUCCUUCGGGCGUCAGCGUUACUAAUGUCCUGUCACACAAACGCCGUGAACCACCCUACGUUUUGUGAUUAUCGGUCUUCAUUCUCAUCUAUCGUAGUUGCAUCACUGUUCCACAUUGCCAUCCUGGCAAAGCGUCCUUCUUCUGAGUCCUGGCCCUGACAAAAUUCAUGUUACGACCCUCACCCCAGCCGAACAACUUGCGACACCCCCUACACCAAGCAGUAGAGGAAAACCCCAAAGAAAAGAACUUACUUGCAAUGCCACGUGAUGCCGAACUUUUCAAAUGUCUCGCGCAGCUUCUCUGCGUCGGUACGCUCGGGCUUGUCUUGACAAAGACGAUAGGGUUCGCUCACAGUCGGUUUCAAGGGAUGAAACUUGAUGCCGAACUUUGCAAAUGUCUUUCGCAGGCUCUCGACGUCGUGAGGCUUGGGCUCGUCUGGACAAGGACAAUGGUUUUGGCUCAUGGUUUCAGUCUCGAUAAACGUGUCCUCGUUUCGAGCAAGGGGUCGAGACGAUUCAUGACCUCGACCAGUGUAGCUCGGCAGCAAAGAACGGUCAUCUUGGCCCGGCGGGGACAUGAAGACCGCGCCAAUGCCAACAAUAUCGGCGGCCAUGUCUUGGUCGUCGUCGUAGUUCUGGUCGCUAUUAGUACCUGGCUUCUCCCACUCACCGUGUACGCCACUGUUCGUGUUGCAGGCACAGCACCACAUGUCUGGCUUGUCCUUGUGCAUGGCGCACUGGGAAGGGCCUUUGCUGGCAAACAGGGUCUUGCCGUACCACUGGGCAAACUGCGCGUGCACUUCGUCUCGACCAUAUGGGUCGUCUGGGUGGGUGUUUGGCUGCGCAUCAUCAGCAUCAUGCGGGUUGGGCAGGAGAUCUGCUUCAGAGAGGCCCAUCAUGAACUGAUGAUGGAAGAAGUCAGGUCUGUGUUAUGUUGUCUCUGUGGGUUGUUGUGUCAGUUGCAGGUAAGUUGAGCAGGUGCAAGAUGAGGAUAGAGUUGGCCGCGAGGAAAGUCUGAUUAUAUGCCCUGAGAACAACAGCUCUGUUGUGGUGACAUUGACUCGACCCUCUGGAAAGGGCUCUUUGACGCUGUUCACUUCGAUCACUCACAGACGAACAGCCUCCGACACGGCGGUACAGUCUGUGGACAAAGAACGGUAGGUUGGACGAGUGAUUGUCGCCUGUGUGCCC
Molecule: messenger RNA, 1307 nt
Organism: Emericellopsis atlantica
Lineage: Eukaryota; Fungi; Ascomycota; Sordariomycetes; Hypocreales; Bionectriaceae
Exons: 1
Coding region: 284-1090 (268 amino acids)
Source: RefSeq, a predicted model, not a curated record